Messenger RNA from Thunnus maccoyii (southern bluefin tuna), 3471 nucleotides. RefSeq names its product ceruloplasmin (gene cp). Gene Ontology annotation, cellular component: plasma membrane. The record is from RefSeq and is a predicted model, not a curated record. Bases 1 to 3159 code for a protein of 1052 amino acids. Gene Ontology annotation, molecular function: copper ion binding; oxidoreductase activity. NCBI's taxonomy places the organism in Eukaryota, Metazoa, Chordata, Actinopteri, Scombriformes, Scombridae. The transcript is spliced from 24 exons. Gene Ontology annotation, biological process: iron ion transport.
AUGAGGAGAGAAUACUUCAUCAGGAUAGAGGAGGUGCCUUGGAACUACGCCCCAAGUGGGAUGAACGUCAUACAGAACCGCACACUGCAGGAGGAUGAAGAAGCCUCAGUCUUCUUGAAGAGAGGCCCCCAGCGAAUCGGUGGCACCUACAAGAAGGCCAUUUAUAAGCAGUACACCGACGCCACCUACAGGACCGAAAUGACAAAGCCAAACUGGCUGGGCUACCUGGGACCCCUGAUCACAGCUGAAGAGGGAGACACAGUGGUCGUCCAACUGAGGAACAUAGCAUCCAGACCGUACAGCAUCCACCCCCAUGGACUCAACUACAGCAAGGGCCAUGAGGGAGCCCUGUACCCAGAUGGCACCCCUCCAGAGCAGAAGAGGGACGACUCCGUGGCUCCCAGUACAACAGUGAUAUACGAGUGGACCCUCCCAGAGUCGCACGGUCCAACACUAGAGGACAGCAACUGCAUGACCAGAUUCUACCACUCCCAUGUGAUCCCCGUAAAAGACAUUUACUCAGGACUGAUAGGACCCCUCCUCGUCUGUAAGCGAGGAACUCUGGACGUACAUGGAGACCGGGUGGCGGACUAUGUGUACGCUUUGCUGUUCAUGGUGUCAGAUGAAAACAUGAGCUGGUACCUGGAUGAAAACAUCAGGACGUACAUCACAAGUCCCGCCAGAGACCUGAAACAGGACGAAGAUUUCAUUGAGAGCAACAAGAUGCACAGUAUAAACGGGUUUCUGUAUGGUAACCUGCCUGGACUGAGCAUGUGCCAAGGCAACAAGAUCCACUGGCAUUUAUUCGGCUUAGGCAACGAGGUGGACAUUCAUUCAGUCCAUUUCCAUGGUCAGAUCUUGACCACUCAGAAACACCACACAGACACAAUCAGUCUUUUCCCCGCCACCAGCACUACGGCUGAAAUGGUAGCUGACAACCCCGGACACUGGCUGCUGACGUGCACCGUUAACGACCAUCUGAUGGCUGGAAUGCAGGCUAUAUUUGAGAUCAAGAAGUGUUUCCCCGAGGUCCAUAAAGCCCGUCCACAUGGUGAGCUCAGGCUGUACUUCAUUGCUGCAGAAGAAGAAGUCUGGGACUACGCUCCUACACUGCCGACUGAUGGUGAGGCAGACAAGUUUGUAACCAAAGGCCGGAGUCGUAUCGGAAGCCGCUACAAGAAGGCUCGCUAUGUGGAGUACACUGACAACACCUUCACAACAAAGCUACUACGCAGCCCAGAGGAACAACACCUCGGGAUUCUGGGUCCUGUGCUGCGAGCUGAAGAGAAAGACACUAUCAAGGUGGUGUUUAAGAACAAAGCCAGCCGGCCUUACAGUAUACAACCACAUGGUGUACAGUACAGCAUAGAACAGGAUGGGACGGUGUAUCACAAUGAACUGGAAGAGUCCUACACAGCGAAGAAGCUGCGGGAGCUAAAGAAGCAACCAAGGGUGGUGACCCCUCCUCCAGCUGCUCUGGUCAGACCUGGGACGGUGCACACCUAUGAGUGGACAGUGCCUCUGGGAGCUGGGCCAGUAGAAGGGGAGGCCGACUGUCUGACCCAUCUCUACUACUCUGGAGUCGACGCUGUCAAGGACACCAGCUCUGGACUGGUCGGACCCCUCCUCGUCUGUCGACCUGGCUCCCUGAAGAAAGGAGUACAGAAAAAUUACGAGAAAGAGUUCCACCUCCUGGCUACAGUGUUUGAUGAAAACUUGAGCUGGUAUCUGGAUGACAACAUUAAGACCUACACCACAGCUCCCACCACUGUUGACAAGGAGGACGAGGGCUUUAUGGAGAGCAACAAGAUGCACUCCAUCAAUGGGUUUGUGUAUAGGAGCCUCCCAGGCCUGACCAUGUGUAAGGGGGAUAAAGUAUCAUGGCACUUGUCAGGACUGGGUUCAGAGACGGACAUCAACAGCCUCUAUUUCGAGGGAAACCGCUUCCUCUACCGCCAGACCAGACGAGACAGCAUCAGCGUUUUCCCUCACAUCUCACACACAGUUACUAUGGAGCCAGACAGCAUGGGUCAGUUUGAAGUGGUGUCUCCUACAGUGAGCAAUUAUCAUGGCGGGAUGCGAGCCAACUACACAGUAGAGAAGUGCAGCAUAUUUCACCGUCAAGGUGAAACAAUGCUCCACUCUAAAACCUACUACAUCGCUGCCAUGGAGAUGGACUGGGACUACUCUCCAAACCGCACCUGGGAGGCCGAGAUGUUUCGCGGCCAGGAAAAUCCUGCUGGCGUCUUCCUAGACCAGCAGGGUGGAUUUAUAGGCUCCCGUUACAAGAAGGUGGUCUACCGUCAGUUCACCAGCGACAAAUUCACAAAGCAGGUGGAGAAACGACCCGAUAUGGAACACCUCGGCAUUAUGGGUCCAAUGAUCCAUGCAGAUGUCGGGGACAAAGUGAAGGUGGUUUUUAAGAACAUGGCAACCAGGGAUUAUUCUAUCCAUGCCCAUGGAGUAAAGACAGACACCCCUGACAUCCACCACACCAAACCAGGUGAGACUCACACCUACUACUGGUACGUUACAAAGAAGACAGGACCAACCACAGAGCAGGAGGAGUGCUCUGUGUCAGCAUACUACUCUACUGUGGAUGUUGCUAAGGAUCUGUACAGCGGUCUGGUUGGUCCAUUGGUGAUCUGUCGCCGAAGCUGGGGCAGGAGCCUUGGACUGAAGAAGGAAGUAGAAGAGUUUGCACUGCUUUUCCUGGUUUUUGAUGAGAAUGAGAGCUGGUAUUUGGAUGAAAACAUCAGGACCCAUAUCAGGAGCCCUCGCCCAGACUUGAAGGAUGAUGAAGCCUUUCAAGAAAGCAACAAGAUGCAUGCCAUUAAUGGUUAUGUGUAUAGUAACCUGAAGGGCUUGACCAUGGAGGCGGGUGAUAAGAUUUACUGGUACCUGAUGGGAAUGGGCACUGACGUGGACAUACACGGUGUGCACUGGCAUGGUCACACUGUGGAAUAUAAGCUGGAUGGAGGUCCUCAUAGUACUGAUGUGUUUGACCUUUUUCCAGCCACCUUCCAGACAGUAAAGAUGCGUCCUCAGUAUCCUGGUACCUGGCUGCUCCACUGUCACGUCACUGACCACGUUAAAGCAGGCAUGGAGGCUAUGUACACUGUUACCGAAAAAGCAAAGAAGAGGGGAAUCUUUGGUUGAACUGCUCAGGAAAAUAGACCAAAAUCCAGCAAUCGGAGACCAAUUAAACAUUCAUUUCAGACUGAAAUGCUGCAUCACUCUCUGAAAUCACCUUAACAUGAGCAGAAACAAUAAGCGCACAAAAUAAAACAGCAACAUUUUAUCAUUUUAUAUUAAAAUGUGCACUUUUACCAUUAUCUGACUUUGAUAUUUUCCAAAUGAAAGUGAAGAUGAUUGUAAAAAAAAAAAAAAAAGACAAAUUAAAGCCUCUAUGUUUGAUGUGACUUUUAUGUGUGGACCUUAAUAGCAGUAAUCAGACAGCAGAGGGCACAA